AUGCCACGCCUCCGCUGCAGGGCUCUGCCCACCCUCCGGACCCCCGUAUCCAGCAUGCGGACCCCAAUGACCAGAAUCUCUCAAUUCACACCACAGACAGCAAACACACCGUCAAUUCUUUCCUCCCGCCCCUUCUCCUCGAUUCUCUCCACGCCGACCCGCUUCCAACCAUCGCAGACCCUCUCCUCUCGGUUGACCACAUCGACACCCAUUACCUCGUCUGUGUCUUCACUGCUCGCACAGAAGCCUUUCCAGACCCGCUCUUUCUCGGCAACUGCCUCGCUGGGCGUGCGCCGUGUCACUUUCCGGCCGUCGCGACGAGUCCAGAAGCGCCGUCAUGGAUUCCUGUCCCGGAACAAUGCCAGGAAAGGACGGCUGACUCUUACGCGCCGGCGGUUGAAGGGACGGAAGGCGAUGAGCUGGUAA
This is a messenger RNA of Penicillium cinerascens, 426 nucleotides long. RefSeq names its product mitochondrial 54S ribosomal protein bL34m. Gene Ontology annotation, cellular component: mitochondrial large ribosomal subunit; ribosome. The coding region runs from base 1 to 426 and encodes 141 amino acids. NCBI's taxonomy places the organism in Eukaryota, Fungi, Ascomycota, Eurotiomycetes, Eurotiales, Aspergillaceae. Gene Ontology annotation, molecular function: structural constituent of ribosome. The record is from RefSeq and is a predicted model, not a curated record. Gene Ontology annotation, biological process: translation. The transcript has 2 exons.